AUGGAGAAACUCCAUUCUCUUUGCGUUUUCUUGGCUCUCUUAGUUCAUUGUUUGACACUUUCCUUUGUUGAGGCAGGAGUCACUAAAAUUUCCACAGACAAACAAGCUCUUCUUGCCCUGAAAGCUCGUAUAAGCCAUGAUCCGAGCAAGUUAUUGGGCAUUAAUUGGUCCACAAGUAGCUCUGUUUGUGAAUGGAUUGGCAUCAGGUGUGGUUUCCGUCACCAUAGAGUCACAGCUUUGAAUAUUUCUCACUUGGGUCUUACAGGCACCCUUCCUUCUCAACUCGGAAAUCUAUCUUUUCUUGCUACGAUAGACAUAAAAAACAACAGCUUUUAUGGCUCUCUUCCUGAAGAGUUGACUCAGUUACGUCGACUGAAAUACCUUAGUUUCAGUUAUAAUAGAUUAUCCGGUGAACUCCCUGCAAGCAUUUUUGAUAAUCUUCCCAAUUUGCAGUCGGUUAAUCUACAUGAAAACAUGUUCCAGGGCAAAAUCCCAUCCACUUUAUCAAAAUGCCAAAUUUUGCAGUAUUUAUACUUGUCAUUCAAUUAUUUCACUAGAGCGAUUCCAAAAGAAAUUGGAAACUUGACUCAGCUUAAGUGGGUAUAUCUUGGCAGCAAUAAACUCCAAGGAGAAAUUCCGAAAGAGCUUGGCAAUCUUGCAGAAGUGGAGAUAUUAUCAUUCUCAAAUAAUUCCUUGAUAGGAACUAUUCCUUCGCUUCUCUUCAACCUAUCUUCUUUAAUUUACACGGACUUCUCGAAUAAUAGCUUGAUCGGUAGCCUUCCAGACAACAUGUGUCAAUAUCUUCCUAAUCUUGAAGGUCUUUACGUGUCUCAUAAUCAGCUCACUGGUCCAAUUCCAAACAGUUUGGGGCAAUGUACAAUGCUUCGUUUUGUUUCGUUGGAGAUGAAACAAAUUCAGAGAACAUAUUCCAAGAGAAAUUGGGAACUUGACAUUAAUCAAUUAUCUAUUUCUUGGCUCGAACAAAUUGAAAGGUGGGAUACCAUACGAAAUUGGUAA
This is a messenger RNA of Pistacia vera, 1017 nucleotides long. RefSeq names its product LRR receptor-like serine/threonine-protein kinase EFR. The record is from RefSeq and is a predicted model, not a curated record. Lineage: Eukaryota; Viridiplantae; Streptophyta; Magnoliopsida; Sapindales; Anacardiaceae. The transcript is spliced from 3 exons. Bases 1 to 1017 code for a protein of 338 amino acids. Gene Ontology annotation, molecular function: protein binding.